Penicillium arizonense is the source of this 2154-nucleotide messenger RNA. RefSeq names its product fungal specific transcription factor domain-containing protein. Lineage: Eukaryota; Fungi; Ascomycota; Eurotiomycetes; Eurotiales; Aspergillaceae. The record is from RefSeq and is a predicted model, not a curated record. Bases 1 to 2154 code for a protein of 717 amino acids. Gene Ontology annotation, molecular function: DNA binding; zinc ion binding. Gene Ontology annotation, biological process: DNA-templated transcription. The transcript is spliced from 9 exons.
AUGCCUGAUGAUAAGGAUGCUACACUGCAAAGAAUUCUCGAUACCCUUGGAAUGACGGAGCAAGCUGGCAGGCAAAUAACACCUCCGAAUAAUGCCACCAUGAAGCCUCCAAGUAUGGUCAAGAAUGAGGGCUUCGGGGACAGGAACUUGGACCAACAACGUGCUACCAGUCUGCCCGUAACUGAGCAGGGUCACUGUUUACCAGAUUCAAACAUGUCGUCAAUUCCACGACAUAUUAACUCUUCAAUCGUUGCACUCGAAGGUGAUCAGUCAGUCUUGACAGAAGACAGUCCAGGCAGUAUACUCAACUCCUGGAUUUUUGACCUGGACUUCGGUACGCACAUUACACCCUCUGCAUCCGACAUGCAACAACAAAAACAACAACAACAACAACCCAUCUUGGGAUCCUCGCCGAAUGAUAAACUUGCUAUGCCACCAACGGGCCAGGUAGGAUCCGUUGAACCUGUUUAUACCGAAAGUGGCUCUACCCUUUUCAAGGAACCGACCACCACAUCCGAUAUUGAAGGCCUGGUUGAUGAAAUCUCCGACCGAGUUGGUACCUUAAAAAUUGGCCCCGGAGGAAAGACACGCCUUUACGGCCCGACAUCCACGUUCGGUUUGACGGAAAUGCCAUUCUUAGAUAGUUAUGAAGCCCAUCGGCCAAGGCAGAUCUAUCAUUCUGGGUCGGAGGAAGGAACUCCUACGGUUCUAGAAGAUCAUCUUCUCAAUCUUUAUUUCAGCUGGCAGGACCCGUCAUUCCAUGUCGUUGAUCGAGAUAUCUAUGAAGAAGCAAAAGAAAAGUGGGGCAACCUGGAAGAAACUCCUUACUAUUCAGAGGCACUGCGGUAUGCAAUGUGUGCGCUUGGUAGCGCUUUUGAAUCUCGAUACCAUCCCACUUUUAUCACUUUCCCGAAGACGCUCGUAGAGUUCUUUGCCGACCGUGCGAAGUCAAUACUUGAAACGGAAUUAGAUUCCCCUUGUGUCGCAACCAUUCAAGCAAUGGUCAUCCUGAGCAGCCAUGAGAUUGGAAACGGAAAAGAUGCGAGAGGGUGGCUAUACAGCGGAUCGGCAUUGAGGCUGGCAUUCGAUCUUGCUUUGCACCUUGACAUGUCUAGCUACGUGUCCGCAGGGAUCAUCUCACCGGGCGAUGCAGACCUUCGCAGGACUGUCUUCUGGACUGCAUACGUUGUUGACCAGUUUGUCAUCCCCUUCCCACCUACAUGCACUUUGAGCAGACCUUUUCGCACCAGCAUGGAGGAUGUGACAAUUGGAAAGCCCCAACAAUAUACAGGUCCCAGAGGGCAGUGCCGAUGGACACCCUACGAGCCAUCGUCUUCUGUCAGCCACGACUCUGGCUUGCUGGACAACGAAGACGCAAUCAGCCAACAACUAGUUUCCCUCUGUGAGCUGAUGGCUUCAUGCGGAUACGGUACAUCCAGUAUCUCAAAAGAGAUUCUUCAAGAGCUCAAUGCCAAAAUUGUCGCCGAGCUCCACAAGUGGAAAGCUACCCUUCCGCUCAUUUUACAGAUUAAUCUUGACGACUUCACCUCGCCAUACCUUCCGCAUGUGCUGCUUCUCCAAGCCAUGGAUGAAUUCACUCUUUCUUGGAAAAGCGCCCAGAGGGCAAAAGACCUUCUACUCGAUUUACAGCGUCAAUGGGAUCUACGGACGCGGUCCAAUAACCUGACACAUCCGGCUGACGGGGUAUUGUAUACCCCGCGGAAACGUUCGAAGACUUCUAGCGGACUUUAUCGGAUGGUGCCUGUUUCCCAUGAUCUGGCUUUGCAGGUAAAUCUUGAUUUGGAUUGUAUGCUUAGGACAGAGGUGGAAGCUCUUUCUGGAAGCUAUCGUCAGGAUAACUUUGAUAUGGCCCAUGAUACUGGUGGUUUGGAUGGUCACAGCAGUGGAAACAGUGGUGACGUCGGUGAUAACCCCGAAGAUCAAGAAAAGCGAGCUCCACGGGAAUUCUGGAAUCAUCGCCAGAUUCUUGCAUGGGAACCGGAGCGAUGCAUGCAGACUCAGUUAAGCAUCCAGAAGACCCCGGAGAGCCGCCGCCAACAGCGACAGGAAGAAGUAAGCCGUGAUACAGGAGAAGAUACGCCAGACCAGCCAAGCGCGACCUUCAACGGCGGGUGGUCGUCAGGCUUCAUCUGA